This is a messenger RNA of Myxozyma melibiosi, 852 nucleotides long. RefSeq names its product ARS binding protein 2-domain-containing protein. Gene Ontology annotation, molecular function: DNA replication origin binding. The transcript has a single exon. The record is from RefSeq and is a predicted model, not a curated record. Bases 219 to 755 code for a protein of 178 amino acids. NCBI's taxonomy places the organism in Eukaryota, Fungi, Ascomycota, Lipomycetes, Lipomycetales, Lipomycetaceae.
UUCAGUUCCAACUGCAACAGCAGCAGCAGCGACUCUCUAGUUUUACUUUCCCUAGCGCCUCACAGCAGUACAACCCCCUGCUGCCCGUCUCAGAGCAGGCACCCACCGCUACGCUCUACGACCAAUACCAGCAGCAACCCGCCAGCGGCCGCAGGCCGCCCCCGGAAAGACGCGACUCUAAAUGGAAGGGCUCUUCUUCGUCCUCUACCGCCGUCGAUAUGUCAACCGCGCCUGCUGUCGCCGCCCGCGGCGCACGCAGCUACAGACAGUCCUCGACGUCCAACUCGGCUUCCGGAUCGCUUGCCACCGCCGGCCAGGGAAUUUUCCAUGCCAAUCCAGAACUCGACCGUCGCGUGGUCUCCCCGGCCGUCACCAGAGCGAAUACAUACGACGCUCCGUUCAUUCCUUCCGACCGGACGCUGCCCACGCCUCUGUCCUCGCUCUCGACAGUAUCACUACAAGAGCUCGAAGACGCGUACGUGCAGUUCAUUCUCUACUGCAAUCCUACUCUCAGUCUAGACGCAAACACGGAAGACCUCCGUCGGGCGUUCAGAACCGUGCCCAAGAGUGACGGAAAAGCAUUUGCCAUCACGACUUUGCUCGCACUGCUCAAGCAGUUCGAGACCGGCGAAAUCAAGACUUGGACCCGGCUCGUUACCGAACUCGGCGUCGAGCGCACUCCUGAGCAGAGCGCUCAGAAAGCUCAGCAAUACGCUGUUCGUUUAAAGGUUAGUACAUAUUUCCCUUUUUUUUGAGUUCAGCGAAAGACUUCAAGACACACCCAGGUCUUAUUUCCGUUUUCACAUUACUAACUUCUCAUCUACCCUACAGAGAUGGAUGCGCGCAAUGCAC